This is a messenger RNA of Epinephelus moara (kelp grouper), 3082 nucleotides long. Its product is annotated as gamma-aminobutyric acid receptor subunit beta-2. Lineage: Eukaryota; Metazoa; Chordata; Actinopteri; Perciformes; Serranidae. Gene Ontology annotation, cellular component: GABA-A receptor complex; membrane; synapse. Bases 698 to 2275 code for a protein of 525 amino acids. Gene Ontology annotation, biological process: nervous system process; chemical synaptic transmission; regulation of membrane potential. Gene Ontology annotation, molecular function: extracellular ligand-gated monoatomic ion channel activity; neurotransmitter receptor activity; GABA-A receptor activity. The transcript is spliced from 10 exons. The record is from RefSeq and is a predicted model, not a curated record.
UUCAUCUGCCUCACGUGCAAGUUCACACCCAUACAAGGAGGCUGAUGUCACUCAGCCAUAUCAGUGUUUUGCAUAAACACAUGCAAAUAUAACAAUAAUCGGUCUCAUUGCUGUCUCACAUAUGCAUUACGCUUUAUAGUGAAAGUUUGGGUAGGUGGUCAGCCUGAAAACGCACUGAUUCAUACAGUGAAAGUUGAAUGCUCCCUCCUCCACUGCUCUGCUUCACGCUCAUUGAGUUACAUACAUUUACACUAAGAGCUGUCUUGUCCAGACUUCCGCUGGGAUCCCCCGAGCAGCUCUGCCGGAGCAGCGGGGUUAAGUGCCUUGCUCAGGGACAGCUCGAUGAGUCGGCUGACGGCUGUCUAAAGCGCAAACGGAGAGAGACAACCACACCCACAUCCUCCACUUCGCCCCCGUGGAAUCGAACCACCAACUUCCCCAGCCACGGUCACCGUGAUAGUCACACCGAAAACCAGGGAGACCCCCGUGUGCCCCUGUGUAACUUGGUUCUCCUUUAAAUUUUUCCUCCGUGGCUUUGGGUACUACAUCUGCCACUACCAUCAGCAGCAGCAGCGCUGCUUCUUCUUGAUGUUGUGGUCGGGAAUACGCAUGCGCCCGGCAUUGGAAUUACUGCACUGGCAAGAAUAAGUUGGACCUCGUCUGUCUUCACUAAAAGAAAAAUACACACAACAUAAGUAUGGCAGUGCUGAGAAUAAGAAGAAUGAGGUGCUUUUGCGUCUGGUUGUUCCCUCUCGUAGUGACCGCGGUGUGCGCCCAAAGUGCCGGUGUCAAUGACCCUAGCAAUAUGUCUUUGGUUAAAGAAACGGUGGAUAGGCUGUUGAAAGGUUAUGAUAUACGAUUGAGGCCAGAUUUCGGAGGUCCUCCGGUUGGAGUGGGGAUGAAUAUAGACAUAGCCAGCAUAGACAUGGUAUCAGAAGUCAAUAUGGACUACACUUUGACGAUGUACUUCCAGCAGGCCUGGCGAGACAAACGGCUGUCCUACUCCGAGAUCCCCCUCAACCUGACCUUAGAUAACCGGGUGGCUGACCAGCUCUGGGUCCCCGACACCUACUUCCUCAACGACAAGAAAUCAUUUGUCCACGGAGUCACAGUGAAAAACAGAAUGAUCCGACUGCACCCGGACGGCACCGUACUGUACGGUCUAAGGAUCACUACCACCGCCGCUUGUAUGAUGGACCUGAGAAGGUACCCACUGGAUGAGCAAAACUGCACACUGGAGAUAGAGAGCUAUGGCUACACUACAGAUGACAUUGAGUUCUACUGGCGAGGAGGAGACAACGCCGUGACGGGGGUGGACAAGAUCGAACUGCCCCAGUUCUCCAUUGUGGAUCAUAAGCUCAUCUCAAAGAAUGUCGUGUUCUCCACAGGUGCUUACCCUCGUCUGUCCCUUAGUUUUAAGCUGAAGAGAAACAUCGGGUACUUCAUCCUGCAGACAUACAUGCCUUCUAUACUUAUCACCAUCCUGUCCUGGGUCUCCUUCUGGAUCAACUACGACGCCUCUGCUGCCAGGGUGGCUCUGGGUAUCACUACGGUGCUCACCAUGACUACCAUUAACACCCACCUGAGAGAAACCCUCCCCAAAAUCCCGUACGUCAAGGCCAUAGACAUGUACCUUAUGGGCUGCUUCGUCUUUGUGUUCCUGGCUCUGCUGGAGUAUGCGCUGGUAAACUACAUCUUCUUUGGACGGGGCCCUCAGCGUCAGAAAAAAGCAGCUGAGAAACUAACUACAGCCAACAACGAAAAGAUGAGGAUGGAUCCGAACAAGUGGCUGGUGGGGAAUGUAGUUGGCAGAGACGAUACUCUGUAUGCAAGAAUGAAACAAAGGGAUCUCGAUGGUCAUGACUCCAUGUGGGAACCAAUCUUUGUAGAUGACGCAGCUAUUGGACUCGGCGAUCAAAAGAAUAAGAUGGACCCUCAUGAAAACAUCCUUUUGGGCACCCUGGACAUCAAAAACGACAUGGGCGUUUCAGAGCUCGCUCUGGGUCUCAACGACCCACGCAAUACCAUGCUGACAUACGACAGUUCGACUCUACAGUACCGCAAAGCUGGACUGGCCAGGCACAACUUUGGCCGAAACACGCUGGAGUGCCACAUGACUCAAAAGAAGAGCCGACUACGGAGGCGCGCUUCACAGCUAAAGAUCAACAUCCCAGACUUGACUGAUGUAAACUCUAUUGACAAAUGGUCGAGGAUGAUCUUCCCAACCGUCUUCUCCUUCUUCAACGUUGUUUACUGGCUUUAUUACGUCAACUAAAAGAAACAAAGGACAUCAGCGAGGGCGAGAACAAACAGCAAAAUGUGUUGCUCAUUUGUUGUUUGUAUCUGGUUUGUUUCAUUUUUAUGUGAUCUUGUAAAACUGGACUGAAUGACUAUAUUCAGGACUGGAUCCAUCAUAUCUUGGAAUACCACAUUUGCUGGCUAACACGAAAAAACCUUAUAAAAGAGAGAUUACAAACAUAUAAGGUGCCUGUUCCCGAGUAAUUGUUUAAAAUUUUACAUAUUUUGUGAUUUGUGUAUCUUGCCAUUUUUUUAAUGUUUGCAUAGUUUUUUUAUGUCUUUGUUAUGUUGGAUUUAAAGCAUACACAAUUCAUUGCCAAAAUAUCAUGUUAGUUAAAUACUAAUUGACAAGUUGACAUAUUUAAAUGACCAUUUACUUUCACUGACACUACUUAAAAAGUGCUGAAGUGAGUUUAAAGUCAGCAGGAUUUUUUUAAGAUUCAUUGUAUCAAAGACACGAAAUGUAUUACUAGAAUUAAUUUCAUACUUACAAGGGCCUGAAGCUUACAAUUUACAAUAUCAUGUAAGGUAAAAAAAAAAAUUAAAAUCAACUUUUUUUUUCUUUAAUAUACUUGGAGCACUAUAUAAUUUAUUUGUAAGCAUUUUCUCAGUUCAUGAACUAUUUUAAUAGGGCGGCAUUAACUAAUAUCAACUAAGAGCAUUCCAAAACUUCCAGGUUUGAACUCUGAUUGCACUGAAGAAGCCUCCUGAAGGAAAAAAAUGGCAUAAUAUAAAGAAGGAUAAAGCUAAAACAGCCAAUUUGAAUUGUCAUUAUUGUGUUUUG